Messenger RNA from Zasmidium cellare ATCC 36951, 1215 nucleotides. RefSeq lists its product as uncharacterized. Gene Ontology annotation, biological process: proteolysis. The record is from RefSeq and is a predicted model, not a curated record. Bases 1 to 1215 code for a protein of 404 amino acids. The transcript is spliced from 2 exons. NCBI's taxonomy places the organism in Eukaryota, Fungi, Ascomycota, Dothideomycetes, Mycosphaerellales, Mycosphaerellaceae. Gene Ontology annotation, molecular function: aspartic-type endopeptidase activity.
AUGCAUUUCAUCUACGCAUCCACGGCCUUGUUGGCCUCUGCCACUCUUUCAAUCGCCGCCCCGGCCGCUGACGUCGUCGGACGCAAGACCUUCCAGGUUGCACAGGUUGCGCACGGCACAGUCCGCAAGAAUGGUCCCAUCCAGAUGUUGAAGACGUACGAGAAGUACGCCAAGGUCGGCGCUCAGGCUCCUCCCAGCGUCGUCUCAGCUGCUCGUGCUGCUUCCCAGAGUGGCAGCGUUGCUGCCAACCCAGAGGAGAACGACCAGGCCUACCUUUGCCCGGUCAAUGUUGGCGGAACGACUCUCAACCUGGACUUUGAUACUGGCUCUGCGGAUCUCUGGGUCUUCUCCUCGCUCAUGACCAAGAGUGAGCAGGCUGGCCACUCUAUCUACAAGCCCUCUUCGUCGGCCAAGGAGCUCCAGGGCGCUUCUUGGAACAUCAGCUACGGUGACGGCUCCGGUGCGUCUGGCACUGUCUACGCUGACAAGGUUGUCGUUGGCGGCGUGACUGCCACUUCCCAGGCUGUUGAGGCUGCUACCUCCGUCUCCGCUCAAUUCACCCAGGACCAAGACAACGACGGUCUCCUCGGCCUCGCCUUCAGCUCCAUCAACACUGUCCAGCCCGAACAGCAAACCACCUUCUUCGACACCGUCAAGAGCAGCCUCGCCAAGAAGCUCUUCACCGUCGACCUCAAGGCUGGCGAAGCCGGCACCUACGACUUCGGCUACAUCGACAGCUCCAAGUAUACCGGCAGCCUGGUCUACGUCCCCGUCGACGAUUCUCAAGGUUUCUGGGGCUUCACCGCUGGCGGCUACUCCGUCGGCUCCGGCAAUUCAUCCACCUCCAGCGGCAACAUCGGCAGCGCCAUCGCCGACACCGGCACCACCCUCCUCUACCUCCCCACCAGCGUCGCCUCCGCCUACUACAAGAAGGUCUCCGGCGCCAAGAUCGACAACCAGCAGGGCGGCUACGUCUUCCCAUGCUCCAGCAAGACCCCCGAUUUCAACGUCAACAUCGGCGGCAAGACCCUCACUGUUCCCGGCAAGUACAUCAACUACGCCCCUGUCGACCAGAGCGGCCAGCAGUGCUUCGGCGGUAUCCAGCCCAACACCGGCAUUGGCUUUACCAUCUUCGGCGACAUCUUCCUCAAGGCCAUGUUCGUUGUCUUUGACGAGUCGACUGGCUCGCCACGUCUUGGCUUUGCUGAGCAGUAG